Nilaparvata lugens (brown planthopper) is the source of this 1745-nucleotide messenger RNA. RefSeq names its product gastrula zinc finger protein XlCGF17.1-like. NCBI's taxonomy places the organism in Eukaryota, Metazoa, Arthropoda, Insecta, Hemiptera, Delphacidae. The record is from RefSeq and is a predicted model, not a curated record. The transcript is spliced from 5 exons. Gene Ontology annotation, biological process: regulation of immune system process; regulation of cytokine production; negative regulation of transcription by RNA polymerase II. The coding region runs from base 456 to 1742 and encodes 428 amino acids.
AUCGAUAUUUUAGUGUCUUAUUUUUAUCUAUUUCAAUUAAAAUAUAAUUAUUAUAAUCACAUAUUCAGCCAACUAUUGAAUAAGUCACCACUUACUAUAUUGAAAUCUAGAGGGAAAUUUCGAAUUCUGUAGGCUACUCUUUAUUUUGAUCUUUUAAUUCAACCAGAAUUAAAUCUACCUCCACCAUCGACCUACAAACCAACAAUCAACUUGACUGAAUCUGAACAUAAAAAAAGGUAACACUGACAGUGACAGAUUAUUGCUAUGACCUAUUUUUAUUAUUGUAAUUAAUCUCAGUCCUAAUUUUUAAUUUCUGCAAAAUGUUAAAGAUUUUAAACAAAUUUAAUUAAUAAUUAAAUAAUUUUUCUUGCAGAAAAGCUGGACUUUCUCCUGUACAAUUUUACUGAAAUUAUCUAGGCUACCUACUUUAAACUAAAUUUAUAUUUUCCGUCACGAUGAAUACACAGGUGAUUCCAACGCUGUACUAUCGACAAGAGGAUUCCAAAAACGUGACAUACUGUGUUCUUGCAAAUUUGAAGACAGAAACAGAAGACAUUGAUGAUGAUAAUCAGGAAAUCGAAGGCGAUCUAAAUCAAGAAUAUAAUUACGAGGUGGCGAAACUAGAGGAAGUGCCUUUGAGUGCCUGGUCUGGCUUGGAAGAGAUUGUUCAGAGCUCAGACUUGAAUCUGUCAAUGCUAAGCAGUGAAAAUACCACAAUUCACAACUCUGAAAAAGAAUCAGUUAAGGUUGAAGUGGAUGAUUUCUGUCAUGAGGAAGGUGUCAUCUUGAAUGUGAGCGAUCUGGUGACAAUUGACGGAACUACCAUUGAAGGACAGAUUGACUUCAGCGUCGAGGUCAAGGUUGAGGAUGAUCUUGAUACGAGCGAUACCAGCUCGCUACCCUUUGUUAAGGUGGAACAGAAUAUGUUUGUGAGCAAUGAGGUCGACGAAACGUUUGUCUGCAGCCGAUGUUCGUUCCGGUGCAGUUCGUCGUCGGCCUUCAAGACCCACCUUCAGUCGCACCUCGAGAAGCCCUUCAAGUGUCCCGUGUGCGACUAUCGCUGCUACAAGUCCUAUGUCAUGAAAACACAUCUACUCACCCACUCUGCUGAAAAACGCUACAAAUGCCAGUUCUGCGAGUACAGAUGUUCCAUGAUUUAUGUGUUGAAAACACAUUUGCGAAAGCAUACGGGUGAGAAACCGUAUAGUUGUGGCUACUGUGAUUACAAGUGUGCCGUGUCGUCUGCAUUGAAGCGACAUAUAACUGUACAUACUGGCGAAAAACGGUUCCAAUGUAGUUAUUGUGAUUACAAAUGCUCGGGACAGUAUGUGUUACGAACUCAUCUGCGUACGCAUACUGGGGAAAAACCUUACAGUUGCGCGUACUGUGAAUACAGGUGUGCCGUGUCCACGUCAAUGAAGCGGCAUAUGUUAGUGCAUACGGGAGAAAAACCUUACAAGUGUGCCCAUUGUAACUACAGGUGUGCCGUAUAUUAUGUGUUGAAGAAGCACUUGUUGACUCAUUCUGGUGAAAAACCUUUUAGUUGUAGUGUAUGUGGAUACAAGUCGGCGCUUAUGACAUCACUCAAACGUCAUCUGUUGACGCAUAGUGGCGAAAAGCGUUUCAAAUGUAGUUAUUGUGAGUUUAGGUGUACUGUCUCAUCAACCCUCAAACGACACAUGAGAAGUAGACACCCACCGACUUGUGAUCAAUCAAUAAAUAAUAAUGAAGUUAUCAACUAAUCA